AUGUCGUCGGGAUUGACGCGACGUCGCGGUGCCGGCGGCGGCACCGGGGCCACUUCCGAGGGCGACUCCAGCAAUGGCGCUGGAGCCAGGAACCCUUCGUCCAACGCCCGGGACGCCGGCCCCGAGACCAGCUACGAGAGCGGCGAGAAUGGCCACAAGAUCGCCUUCGAUCCUCGGGACAUUAGCGAGAGCGCUGAGCGAAGCAAGCAGCCCAAGCUCACCCUCAUGGAGGAGGUGCUGCUGCUGGGCCUCAAGGACAAGCAGGGCUACCUUUCCUUCUGGAACGAUAACAUCUCCUACGCCCUCCGAGGCUGCAUCGUCCUCGAGCUGGCCUUCCGAGGCCGCAUUGCCAUGGAGAAGGACGCCUCGAGGCGGCGAUUCCCCCUGGCUGACCGCAACAUCGAAGUUAUUGACGACGCCCUCACUGGUGAGGUCCUCCUCGAUGAGGCCCUCAAGAUGAUGAAGCAGAGCGAAAAGAUGAGCGUCAGCUCCUGGAUCGACCUCAUGAGCGGCGAGACUUGGAACUUGAUGAAGAUAGGAUACCAGCUCAAGCAGGUUCGAGAGCGCCUCGCCAAGGGCCUUGUCGACAAGGGCAUCCUCCGCACCGAGAAGCGCAACUUCCUCCUCUUCGACAUGGCCACCCACCCCGUCGCCGACGGUGGCGCCAAGGAGGAGAUCCGUCGCCGAGUUCGCAAUAUCCUGACCCAGCGCACUGUUGUCCUCAACGGCAGCCAGUUCCUCCCCGAAUCACUCGAGUUCCGCUACCUACGCAGUCUGUCCAUGGUCUGCGCCGCCUAUGCCGCCAACGUCCUCGAGAAUGCUCUGUCGACCCUGGGCCAUGAGGCUCGCGAAAGGGCCUUUGCCCAGACGGAUGAGCUGCUGGCUGACUACAGUCAGUGGCCGUUUGGCAAGAAGGCCACUGGCAACGGAAUUGGAGCCAACCUUCCCCAAGUGAUCGCCGAAGAAACCACCUCGAGCACGGGCAAGGACAAGGAAUUGCAGUUGGAGGUUGUGGCCGCCUGUUUGAGCGUCUUCACCCGCCUUGACUCGCUCCUCUAA
Messenger RNA from Ilyonectria robusta, 1059 nucleotides. Its product is annotated as vacuolar protein sorting-associated protein. Gene Ontology annotation, cellular component: trans-Golgi network; cytosol; Golgi cisterna. Gene Ontology annotation, biological process: Golgi organization; retrograde vesicle-mediated transport, Golgi to endoplasmic reticulum; Golgi vesicle budding. NCBI's taxonomy places the organism in Eukaryota, Fungi, Ascomycota, Sordariomycetes, Hypocreales, Nectriaceae. The record is from RefSeq and is a predicted model, not a curated record. The coding region runs from base 1 to 1059 and encodes 352 amino acids. Gene Ontology annotation, molecular function: phosphatidylinositol-4-phosphate binding. The transcript has 4 exons.